Molecule: messenger RNA, 2459 nt
Organism: Paraphaeosphaeria sporulosa
Lineage: Eukaryota; Fungi; Ascomycota; Dothideomycetes; Pleosporales; Didymosphaeriaceae
Product: SNF5-domain-containing protein
Exons: 4
Coding region: 1-2004 (667 amino acids)
Biological process (GO): regulation of transcription by RNA polymerase II; chromatin remodeling
Cellular component (GO): RSC-type complex; nuclear chromosome; nucleus
Molecular function (GO): transcription coregulator activity
Source: RefSeq, a predicted model, not a curated record
AUGGUGAAGGCGACACUUGACAGCCCCUCACCGGCUCUAGCGGCUGGCGGCGUGCCAAGGCCAUUCGGUGCGUGCCGUGAAGCAUCACGAAAGAUUGAUGCAGCGCGCGCAACAGCAUUCACGACCAUCGAGGGGAAAGCCAUCGCGACGCUGACCGCCAGUCGCCGAUUCCACACCUGCGGUUUCCCGCCCCUUCGCACCCGCCAGCGCGCCAUCGCGACCAUGUUCACGUCGACGGGAAGAACCGCGCCGCCACAGGCCUUCAUAUCGACCUAUGCGCCGCGAUUGCGCUCGUAUGGGAACUCGCUCAUAUCGCCCAUUGUCCCGCCGUCCAACACGCUGCCCGUGCCGCGCACGACGAAGCGCGGAACAGCCGUCAUCAGCUAUGCGGAAGAUGGCUACGACGACAACUUCGAGGACGACAGCGACAAUCCGCGACGCGCGACCGGACUGCGUAGUUUGCGCCGGGACGAGACCACGCUGGACAAGACGGCGCAGAUCGCAGCACUCGGCAAGGAGAUCCACGCACCCGUCGACGUUCAGGGCAUCUGGCGCGACUGGAUGGGGAGGCCCAAAUACACGCGCACCGAAAAGCAGGUGCAGGUCCAGGCGGCUUUGCCAGUCACGCUCAUCCCCAUCCGAAUCGACAUGGACAUCCAGGCUUUCCGUCCAGACGCCCCCUUGCCUACACCUUCGAACGCGCGCGAAUUCGGCAUUGACGAGACUCUGCCUGCGUAUAGGCAACCAGAUAUGACGCCCGCCUACCGCCUCAAAGACACGUUUCUCUGGAAUCUGCACGAGGCGCUCAUGACCCCGGACCAAUUCGCCAAGAUCUUCGUAGAUGAGAUGGACCUGCCAGUCGACCGCAAGCCACAGCUCAUCUUCAAUAUCGCCACGCAAAUACGGCAGCAGCUUGAGGAAUACGCUGGCGUUGCGUUGCAUCCCCUGUUCCAUUCGACGGCAUCGCCCACGGUACAAGGCACUACUACAGCUGUACCGUCGCAGGCCGAUCUGACUCAAGCAUUGCCUUCUCGCGAUGGAACGUCAACCCCGGCUGCGACAACCACAAACGGUGUAGCAACAGCAGUGGUAAACGGCAAUGCCCCUACCAAUGGCACAGCGACACCAGCUGCCAUCCCCAACGGCAUCAGCGCAUCCGCAACGGCUUUGCCCUCAGAAGAUUUGCACAACCCGGACGACACAUACCGAUGCAUCGUCACGCUCAACGUGAACUUGCUGAAUAGGUUGUACAGCGACAAAUUCGAGUGGUCUCUGCUGCACCCACCGGGCUUUGCGGAAAUGUUUGCCAAGGUCACGUGUGCUGACCUAGGGCUGGCCGGAGAAUGGGGUCCCGCGAUGGCCCAUGCUAUAUACGAGGCAGUCCUCCGUUUGAAGAAGGAAGCUUGCGAGAACGGGGGCUUGGUCGGAGACGGCGAGAUCGACAACGAUGCAGUGGACCCAGUCAUUGGAGCAGGUUGGAGAUAUGACCCGGAGCAUCUAUGCGAUGAGUGGGAACCGAAGGUCGAGAUCCUAUCCCCGGAAGAGAUCGAAAAGCGCGAAGGUGAUAGAGAGCGGCAAAUCCGAAGGCUGAGAAGAGAAACAGCACGUUUCUCAUCCACAGCAAACAUGACGGGCACACCACAGAACGAUUUCUUUGCAAACCCUGAGCAGACAGAGAACAUGGGUCGCGGCGAACGUAGCAAGAAGAAGAGGCGGUUCAGGAGUCUCAGCCCAACUGGACGGGAUACACCAGACGUAGGGUCCGGAUACGGAGGAUCAGGCGGAGGCUUGACCGAAACCGAACGAGGAAACUGGAAAUGUGCCCACUGCCUGAUCUGGGGCGAUGCAGUUUGGGCUGUCCGCGAUGGGCCGUCCGGUCCACGAACCCUCUGCGCAAAUUGCGGUUAUCUCUACGAGCGCGACAAGAAACUACCCCCAUGGUCACACAAUCUCUUCUAUGGGGAUUGGCCCAAGCACUUCGUACCAAAGUUCCCAACAAGGUAGUGCCCGCGAGCAGCCUUUUGCUUUUCUUUUCACCAUCCCUUCUUGGAACGGCCUUAAAGACGAUCCACAUAGGGCUCUUUCAGGCGUGGUGUGUGGGCCACGGUGUUCCUUGGGGACUGUACGUUUACUGUAGCAUUUAUCAGCGGCGGCGUCUGGUUGGAUUCAACCUUCACAUUGGAUCAGGCGGGUUCGACAGGUGUUUGGUUCCGGAGGGAAGGGACUACGAUAGGAACAGCAACUUGGCCAAGUCCCAAAACUGCAUGUGCGGUUGUAGCAGGGUGCAUGACGAAUACAACGUCGAGAACUUGAUUCCAGCCCAGCUCUGAGACAUACAUGAUGUUUGUGGGCCCGUCAGGGACCCUUCGAUAGAGUGUCAAGGAGUAGCAGCAACUCGGGCGCACGCAUCCUGAGACUGCGGUUGUAGGCAGCGCCCAUUAGGAUUACAAGCAAUGUCG